Cornus florida is the source of this 1261-nucleotide messenger RNA. RefSeq lists its product as uncharacterized. NCBI's taxonomy places the organism in Eukaryota, Viridiplantae, Streptophyta, Magnoliopsida, Cornales, Cornaceae. Gene Ontology annotation, molecular function: structural constituent of ribosome. The transcript has 7 exons. Bases 157 to 855 code for a protein of 232 amino acids. The record is from RefSeq and is a predicted model, not a curated record. Gene Ontology annotation, cellular component: mitochondrial large ribosomal subunit.
UUAUUUAUUUAUCUUAGGGAAUGGAGACGUAACUUAAAACCGAGAAGACCUGUUCAUAAGAAAGCCAAAGGAAUGAGGAAACCCUAGACUCUCCAACGUUGAUAUCCGGUCACUGGUAAAACCUAUUGCUUUCCAUCUUCAGAUUCAGGUUCGGAAAUGCAGAGAUCGUGUACAACGUUGGCUCGCUCUCUCAUAUCAACGCGAGGGUUUUGCACAUCAAACAGUGACAAGAUCGUCGCUUCUGUGCUCUUCGAGAGACUACCUGUCGUUGUCCCAAAAAUCGACCCAGUUGUCUACGCUUUUCAAGAAUUCUCAUUCCGGUGGGGACAGCAAUAUCGGCGGGUAUAUCCUGAUAAGUUCUUGCAUAAAUCUGAUGCUAGGGGUAACACCAAUUAUCAAAUGGAUUAUGUACCAGCUCCUCGGGUCACUGAAGCUGACAAAACUAAUGAUAGAAGGUCAUUAAAUAGAGCGCUUGACAGAAGACUUUAUCUCAUCAUAUAUGGUAAGGCAUAUGGGACUCUGGAUGGGAAGCCCGUCUGGCAUUUUCCGGAAAAAAUUUAUGAAUCUGAGGAGACGUUGCGCAAGUGUGCAGAGUCUGCAUUAAAAUCUGUCAUUGGAGAUCUUUCCCACACAUAUUUUGUCGGAAAUGCUCCAAUGGGCCAUAUGGUUAUACAGCCUACCGAGAAUGCACAGGAUGUUCCAUCUUUUAAGCGCUUCUUCUUUAAAUCUCAAGUGAUUGCAACCAACAAGGUUCCGAUUGGGAAGUGUGAGGAUUAUGUUUGGGUGACAAAGGAUGAACUGAUGGAGUAUUUCCCCGAGCAAGCUGAAUACCUUAACAAGAUGAUCAUCAGCUGAAGCCUCUAUCAUUUUUCAUCUUUAAUCUUCAAAUAAGAUUCCUUUAAGAACAUUAUUGUGGAUAAUAUGUAUCAGUUAAUGGAUCAGAAAACAUGUUUUUGUUUUUCAGGAAAUAGAAUCAAUUUUGCCUAUCAUACUAGAAAAUUAGAUAAUCACAGGAAGAGUAGGCUGCAGAAUGCCAACAAAGAUGCUGCGGGCAUGAAUAGAAUGAGGAUAUAAAAUGCGGAAAAAUCCUCUAGGCCUUGAUCCUUAAUUUUCUGUUUAGCUGGCUUGUCAAAGUAUAUCUGUCUGGUAGUUCUUAGAACAAUAUAUGUGAUGAUUAUUUGGGUUCCAUCUUUUUCCCCUUAUUUGUCUGGGGAAAAUGAGAUGAUAAUGAUUGAAUCAGUUGAGAGAAUGUGUUUGUAAA